This is a messenger RNA of Aphanomyces invadans, 2312 nucleotides long. RefSeq lists its product as hypothetical. The record is from RefSeq and is a predicted model, not a curated record. Lineage: Eukaryota; Oomycota; Saprolegniomycetes; Saprolegniales; Verrucalvaceae. Bases 53 to 2233 code for a protein of 726 amino acids. The transcript is spliced from 5 exons.
AUCGGGAGUCCCUUGUCGCUGCGUCGUUGCUGGCCGUCGAUCGUGUGGGACCAUGGGGGGCGCCUUCAGUCGGUCCAAAGUCGGUGUGCUGUCGUACCUGCACCACGAAUCGGCCGCCGUCAAGCGCAAAGAAACCCUGUGGGGCGCGUCGCUCCUCGCCCCGCUCUACUCGAUCCGGUCGUUGCCGUCGCUCGCCGCUGUCUCGCAUGAAAUCGUACUCACCCCUCGGUCGUCGACCCACAUCAUUCCCGACGACAUGCACCUCCUCUUUAUCUACAGCGGCCACAUCACCGCCACGGUCCUGGACGUUGGCACGGUGUCGUUUCUCAUUGAGCGAACGAAACGCAGUGGCGCGCGCCGCCGCUCGCUCCUGCAUCGAGAGGACUCGCUCGCCGUGCGGCUACGAUGUUAUGCCAUCGACCGCGAACAUGCGACGGAGGAAGUGAUGCUGUGUCGACGUGGCGGCCACAGCGGUGGCACGUACCUCCUCCGCUUUGUCGCGUCCAAGAUUCGAUCGCACGAAGUCGUGGUCAAGUCGCUCUUGGUCACGCAAGUCGACGUGAAAGCCAAGUCGCGAGCGAUGGCGCUGCCCCCGAUCGUACCGAGCAACCCACGAGGCGCGACGUGGGGGCGAUUCAACUCGCUGGUCCCGAUCGUCCCGAAACGGGGGUCGACGCAGCACGGGGCCGGCGGCGCGUCCCCAAUGGCCACAUCCGCCGCCGUCGGCAGCACCAGCCACCACUCCACGAACGCGACGACGCCGGUCGACCCAGGCAACGUGCCCAUCACGGAAGACUGUGCGUCGAUCCUUCAAUCGAGCCCCUACUUUGCCGGGAUCAGCCACACGGACCUGACCGCGCUCAGCGACAUGGGGACCAUCUCGAUCGUGCAAAACGACUGUGCUGUCAUGCAAGAGCGCGAAGAUGGCGGGCACGAGAUGUUUGUCGUGCUCGCGGGCGACCUUCGUGUGUGUGUUCGCGACCAAGAGACCAAGGUGCUCAAGCCCGUCGCGACGCUGCACUCGGGGUCAUGCAUGGGCGAAAUGACGUUGCUGUUGCGGGGUCCCCGGACCGCCAGCGUCACGGCCAUCACAAACUGCAUGCUCGUCAGCAUCGAGCGCAGCACACUCUUGUCGUUUCUGCGGCGGCACCCCAAGGUCGAAGCCAACUUGAAAUCGGUCCUGGUCACCCGCCUCCUGCAAAACGCCGUCGGGAAGCGGUCCGUCCCGAUGUUCGACGCGUUCCAGUACGACGACGUGAUGAAGCUCGUGCCGCACUUUUUCAUCGAGCACAGCGUCGCCCGCGGGACCGAGCUCCAUGUCGAAAGCGACGACCAGGCCGACGGAGCAGGAACAACAACAGCGACGGCGCGUGCAGCAAAGAGAAGGUUUCGCAUCAUUUUGUCCGGCACGGUGGAGAUCAUCCCUGCGACUUCUGGAAGCGCGAGCGAAUUCCGGCAGGCUGGGUACAUUGGCGAGCUCAUGCCGGGAAUGGAGGCGAUGGCGCCAGGCACGCGCGCCGUGGCGUCGACCGACUGCGCGUUCCUGUCUGUUCACAACGACUUGUGCUGGGGGCACUUGACCGGGCAAGCCAAGGCGGAAGCGCUGAUCCGAUGGCACCAAACCAACUGCACCGUCGACAUGGUGCUGCGGCAUCCUCCCGCGCGGCAGUAUUACCUGCGAUUUCUCUCGUUCGAGUUUAGCGACGAAAACUUGUUGUUCGUGAUCGACGUUCAAGCGUUCAAGUUUAGCCCGACCGUCGCCGUCGAUGCCAAGGCAAUUGUGGCCGAGUACAUCCUCGAGUCGUCUCCCAAGCAGGUGAAUGUCGACGCCAAGAUGCGCAACGACAUCGUGGCGGCGCUGCCGCACGUCGUCGACGAAGCACAAAACGGGAUCUUUGACAAAGCCGUCGACGAAAUCACCACGUUGAUGCGGAAAGACAGCUUUCCCCGGUUCAAGAAGACGCCGUUCUUCAAGGACAUGCUGGCCGCGUUUCCUGCGCUGGACCACCAAAAGCGGACCGCCGACGCCACGACGACGGAAGGUCCGGACGCCGACAGAGGCGAACAUGCCGACAUCGGCAAGCGCUUCAACCACGUCCUGGACCAAGUGUUUGCCCACAGGGAUCUGCGGCGGGACUUGAGCCGGACACACGGCAUCGGGUCGUCACGGGAAGCGUUUGCAGGGAUCGCAAAUGCGAUCCAUCGAUCGAAAAGCAGCGGGAGGGAGCGAUGAACACUUAAUCGCACGGUCACGUCACGCUGCGUCGCAGGCGGUAUGCCUUCCAGCGCCAGGAUCUUUCCCGAACGAACGC